AUGGGGAGCCCACCAGCCAAGAUGAAGAUUUGCCCCGUCCACAUGCUUUCUGUAAGAAUCAUACAAGCUAAGAACAUCAAGUCAAGAGACCUGUGGACAGUUCCACUUUCCUGCCAAAACCUUGCGGGGCAAUGUUAUUCACUGCUUGAUACCAGUCUGAAGUAUUUAGGCCUCUCGGGCUGCAGUAGACAUCUUCAGUCAAGUCCAGACUCCAGCUCUGAAAGACAUCACCCUGGAGAUUUCCUUUCACACCGUUGUCAAGCUUCACAAAUGACUGCAUCAGACUGCUAUGUGCGCUUGUGGCUGCCAUCUGCUUUGAAUGGAAAGCUUCAGACCAAAACCAUCAAGAAUUCUGACAACCCUGUCUGGAAUGAGACUUUCUACUUUAGGAUCCAGAGAGAAGUUGAGAACAUUUUAGAAUUGGCAGUGUGUGAUGAAGAUCCACUCACCAAAGAUGACAUGCAGUUCACAGUUCUUUUUAAUGUUGCUAGAAUCAGACCCGGGGAGACACUCCGUGAGACUUUUGCUUUAAAAUCAGAGAAAGAGAGGUGCACUAAGAAAUGGGAAAGUUUGGAAGUAGAAUUCUGGAUGGAAAGAAUUCCUGGCCCUCCAGAGCACCUCAUUACCAAUGAUGUCCUAGUGUCCCGUGAGGUUUGCUGCUUGGAAGUGCAAUUGGACAUUAACGAAAGCAGGAAAUAUUUGAAAGAGGGUAAAAAUCUUGUGCUUACGGUGUCUGCAUCUCAUGAGGGAACACAGAAAACAACAGACGACACAGAUACUUUCUACUUCCAUUGCGUGAAGGCUUGGGAGCCAGUUCUAAAAGUCAGGCUGCAGAAAGUUUCUGAUAAGGAAGAUGACAACAGUAAUUUAAGUGACACCUUAACAGUACCACUGAAAUUUCUCCCUGUUGGACAUAAAGUGAAAAUAACCCUCCCUGUAAGACAUAAUGUGCCACUGCAGUUGUACCUCCAACUAAAUGAUUGCACAGAAAAACUAGAUGUGCGCUUAGGGUAUGAUCUGUGCCGAGAAGAGCAAGAAUUCUUGCAAAAAAGGAAGAGAGUGGUUGCCGGUGCCCUGAAAAGGGUUCUUCAUCUGGAAAGAGAUCUACAUGGACAUGAGGUCCCAGUAAUAGCUGUUAUGGCAACAGGCGGAGGCCUCAGAGCAAUGUCAGCUAUGUUUGGGCACCUUUUAGCUCUUCAGAAGCUACAUCUGUUGGACUGUGUUACCUAUAUCACUGGGGCUUCUGGCUCGACAUGGACCCUAGCAGACCUGUAUGAGCAUGCCGACUGGUCACAGAAGACUCUGGAGGGGCCACUUAAGGCAGUAAAAGAACAAGUGACAAAAUGCAAGCUCAACCUUAUGUCUAUAGAGCAUCUCAAGUAUUAUCACAAGGAACUCGCUGAAAGGGCAAAAGCAGGACAUGUGUCAUCUUUUACAACUCUGUGGUCACUUGUUCAGGAAAUGUUCUUACAUGAACGGCCAAGAAAGUACAAACUCACAGACCAGCGCAAGGCAUUGGAGCAUGGACAAAACCCAUUGCCUUUCUAUGCAGUCCUCAAUGUGAAAGAGGAAAAGUUCAGUACUUUCGAAUUUAGAGAGUGGGCGGAGUUCUCUCCUUACGAGGUGGCCAUACCAAAAUAUGGAGCCUCCAUUCGUUCAGAAUAUUUUGACAGUGAAUUUUUCAUGGGAAGGCGAGUGAAGAAGCUGCCAGAAUCUCGGAUCUGCUAUCUGGAAGGUCUUUGGACAAACAUCUUUACAAGGAAUUUGCUGGAUGGCUUGUACUGGUCCUCAAAUUCAAAUGAAUUCUGGGAACGAUGGGCCAAAGAUAUGGUAGAUAUAGACAAACAUUCCCCUGAGGAUGACGUCACUAUCAUCGAGCCUCCGUCUUGUCUGUCAGGGAAAUUGUAUGAAAUGUUUCAGGACAUUAUGACCAAGCGUCCACUACUGGGAAAGUCUUAUAACUUUCUGAGAGGCUUAGAAUUUCAUAAGGAUUAUAUCCAUCAGAAAAAAUUUAUUGAAUGGAAAGACACCGUGCUGGACUCUUUCCCUAACAAUCUGACACCGCUGCAGAAAUAUCUUUGCCUGAUAGAUGUUGGCUAUUUCAUCAACACCAGUGGUGCGGCACUUUUCAAGCCAGAGAGGAAUGUAGAUGUCAUUAUUUCACUUGAUUAUGGUUUGGGGAAUGUGUUCAAGCAAUUAGAGAUGACAUACAAAUAUUGCAAGAUACAAAAAAUCCCAUUCCCCAAAGUGGAGAUAAGUAAAGAAGAAGAGAAGAACCCAAAGGAAUGUUACGUGUUUUCGGAUGCGGAGGACCCCAGAGCACCCAUAGUAAUCCAUUUCCCCCUGGUGAAUGACACCUUUAAGGAAUUCAAGGAGCCUGGAGUAAAGCGCUGUCUCUCAGAGAUGGAAGAGGGCAAAGUAAAUCUGGAGAACAACUGCUCACCCUAUUACCUCAUUAGGCUAAUCUACUCCUCUGAAAAUUUUGACAAACUUGUGAACCUGAGCAAAUACAACAUCCUCAAUAACAAAGACCUGCUCCUCCAGGCAAUCCGGAGUGCUGUAGAACGGAGGAGAAGCAGCAGGACUGGGAAUCUCCCCAGCCACUCUGGAGCUGGAUACCCCUAG
This is a messenger RNA of Haliaeetus leucocephalus (bald eagle), 2625 nucleotides long. It is a transcript of the gene PLA2G4B, whose product is annotated as phospholipase A2, group IVB (cytosolic). The transcript is spliced from 21 exons. Gene Ontology annotation, cellular component: cytosol. The record is from RefSeq and is a predicted model, not a curated record. Lineage: Eukaryota; Metazoa; Chordata; Aves; Accipitriformes; Accipitridae. The coding region runs from base 1 to 2625 and encodes 874 amino acids. Gene Ontology annotation, biological process: glycerophospholipid catabolic process. Gene Ontology annotation, molecular function: calcium-dependent phospholipid binding; calcium ion binding.